AUGAACGAAAUUAAUAGUGAAGAUGAAAAAGAAAUAAAUUAUCACCAACAAAAUGGAUCUCAAGGUGAUGAAACGAGAAAUUCCUCAGAAUCUCAAAAUAAAAGAAAAAAAAUACAACCUAAAAGAUUAAGCCAAGGUCAACUUAAUGAAAAAUCUUGGUCAAACCAACAACAACAACCACAUCAACAAAAUAAUAAUAAUAAUAAUAAUAAUAAUAAUAAUAAUAAUAAUAAUAAUAAUAAUAAUAAUAAUAAUAAUAAUAAUAAUAAUAAUAAUAAUAAUAAUAAUAAUAAUUAUAUUAUUAUUGAUAAUGAUGAUACACCAAUGUCAACCACACCUGAAUAUGAAAAUGAAGAUACAAAAAAUAUUAAUGAUAAUAUUAAUGAAUUACCAGAAACUCAAAAGUUAUCAAUGGGUUUUAAAAAAAGAAAAACUACUUACCAUGGUAUUUUAGUCAACUUUGAAAAAGAUAAUAGUUUAUUUAAUAAAAGUAAUAAUAAUAAUAAUAAUGGUGAAAAUAUUAAUAUCAAUAUUGGUGAAGUGAUGAUUUAUUCUGAUUCUCAAAUUAAAUUUGAUAAACCAUUAUAUUUAUAUUACAAAUAUGGAAAUGUAGGAACUAAAUCAGAUGGAUUUUUUACAAAUUGGGAAAAUUCGAAAUCUAUUUCAACAUUCACAGCAGAUUCACCUUCAAAUGUUUUUUAUUGUUUAACCAAUUUGAAAGCAAACCAUUUUAUUAAUUUAGUAUUUUUACCAGUUAGAGAUAAUAAUAAUAGUAAUAAAAGUAGAGGUACUUUAAUCUCUAUGCAAGUUUAUUUAAUUAAAGAAUCAUUUGAAGAAUAUAAUAAUGAUCCAACAUCAACACAUACCAAUAGAUCAUUUAAAACAGUUAUGAAUUACUUUUUAAAGAUUAAAGAUUUAGAACAAAUGGAGAUUGAAAAUCAAUUAUUAAAAGAAUUAGAGGAAGAAAAUUUAUUACAUGCUGAAUCUGAAAAAGAAAUAGAAAAAGAAAAAGAAAAAGAAAAAGAAAAAGAAAAAGAAAAAGAAAAAGAAAUAGAAAAAGAACAAGACAUUGAAAUGGUUGAUGAACCUGAUAAUCAAGACAGUUCAAAUAAUGAUCACAAUAAUAGUUUGAGUACUAUUGAUUCUGAUAUAUUUUCAGAUAAUAAUAAUAGUAAUAGUAAUAGUAAUAGUAAUAGUAAUAGUAAUAGUAAUAGUAAUAGUAAUAGUAAUAGUAAUAGUAAUAAUAAUAAUAAUAAUAAUAGAGAAAAAAAGAAAAGAUUCAUAUUUAAUAUUACAGAAUUAUAUGAUAAUGUUAAAAUGGAUAGCGAUGCAGUUGAAAUUUCAAAGUCGAAAUUUAAUGGUCAAAUGAUAUCAACACUAAAACCAUAUCAAUUAAAAGCUGUUAAUUGGAUGUUAAAUCGUGAAUUAAAUCCAAAAAUUGAUUUUUCACCUUUAUCUCAUAAUAAUAAAUAUAAUAAUAAUAAUAAUAAUAAUAAUAAUAAUAACAAUAAUAUUAAUAACGAUAUAAUUCAUCCAAUUUGGAGUAGAUUUUUAGUUGAUAAAAGAGAAUUUUUUUAUAAUCAAUUCACAGGUAGAUUAACAUUAAAAGAAGUUUUAUUAAGUGAUAAAAAAGAUGAUUUAUCCUUAAUGGGAGGUAUUUUAGCUGAUGAAAUGGGUCUUGGGAAAACUGUAGAAUUUUUAGGUUUAGUUUUAUCUCAUCCAAAACCAGAUAAAAAUGUUAUUAUAAUAAAUCCACCAAAACCAAUUAUAAAUAAAAACAAUAAUAAUAAUAAUAAUAAUAAUAAUAAUAAUAAUAAUAAUAAUAAUAAUAAUAAUAAUAAUAAUAAUAAUAAUAAUAAUAAUAAUAAAAAUAAUAAUAAUAUUAAUAAUAAUCAAAAUAAUAAUAAUAAUGAAGAAGAAGAAGAAGAAGAUGAUAAUAAUAAUAAUAAUGAAAUUAAAAAAAAGAAAAGAAAAAUAAUAAAAAAAGAAAUAAUAUUAAAUCAAGGUGAAUUUAAAAGAUUAAAUGGUGAUAUUAUAUCAUGUAUUUGUGGUAAAGAUGAAGAAUCACAUAAACGUGGUAAUUGGGUUAAAUGUAAUUCAUGUAAUAAAUUUCAAUAUAGUAGUUGUGUUUGGGCAUCUAAUCCAAGAUAUAGAGGUAUAAGUAAAUUUUAUUUUUGUACAAGAUGUGUUACAGUACCAAGAGAUCCAUCAUUAACUCAUCAAGAUGAUCAAGAAGAGUAUGAAAAUAGAUGGGAUGAAACUACAUUGGUUGGAUCAAGAGCAACCUUAAUAGUGGCACCAAAUACAAUUUUCACUCAAUGGCAAGAGGAAAUUGUUAAACAUACCAAUGGUUUAAAAGUUUAUAUCUAUAAUGGUAUCUAUAAGGAUAAGAUCAAUCCAUUUCAAUUGGCAGAUUAUGAUUUAGUGUUGACGACCUAUGAUGUAUUAUCAGAUGAUUCCAUUUGUUUAACACAAAUUUCAGCGGGUAAACAAUUACGUUAUACAAAGAUUCCAACACCUAAAUCAGCAUUGAAAUGUAUUAAAUGGUGGAGAAUUUGUUUGGAUGAAGCUCAAAUGGUUGAAUCAUCAUCACAAACUAAAUAUAAGAAAUUGGCAUUGGGAUUAGAAUCACAUUAUAGAUGGUGUUUAACUGGUACACCAAUUCAAAGAUCAUUGGAUGAUAUGUUUGGAUUAUUCGAAUUCCUAAGAUUGGAACCAUUCUCUAGUAGAUAUUGGUGGAAUUGUAUCAUUCUACAUAAAUAUUUAGCAUUGGGGGAACAAUCAUUCUUGGAUUGGUUCCAUUGUAUAGUUCAUAGUGUAAUGAUUAGAAAUUCUAAAGCAAUGAUUAGAAAUGAAUUACAAUUACCAAAUCAAUAUGAUAACGAUACAAAACUAUUAAGAUUUUCAAUGGUUGAAGCACAUUAUUAUCAAAAGAAAGCCAAUGAAUGUUCUCAAGAAGCAAGAUUACUCUUUCAAAAGUAUUUCCGUGGUGGUAGAUCUAUUCAAGAUAUCUCUAUAAGCCAUUUAAAUUCAAUAUUGGCUCCAUUGUUGGUUUUACGUCAAACUUGUCAACAUUUUCAAGUUGGUGGUCAUGCAGUUAAACCUUUAACAAUGUCAACAAUGACAAUGGAACAAUUAUUGGAUAGAUUAAUUGAAAAUGCAACUAUUGAAGCUAAAAAUCAUCAAAAAUCUGUAAUUCAUUCUUUAAAUUGUUUAGCUGCCGCUAGAAUCAUUAGAAAUGAAUUUUCAAUUGCUUCUCAACUUUAUUUAGAUGCAAUUAAUAUGUUUAAAUCAAAUGAAAAUCAUUUUAAAGUUGAUUGGUUUCAAGAGUUACAUACUUUUUAUAAUUUAAAUUUUUUAUUUAAACAAUUUAAAAAUCAAAUUAAUUUAAUUGAAAAACAAAUUGAAAAAUUAUCAAAUAAAGAGAACAAUAAUAAUAAUAAUCCAAAUAAUUCAAAUAAUCAAACUAUUGAAGAAAAAUUAAAAGAUAUAGAAAAAAUUAAAGAAAUUAUUUCAAAUAUAACUGAUGGUGGUAAAAUUAAUCUUGAUGAUAAAUGUGAAAAACUUAGAAAUUCUUAUUUACAAGGAAAGAAUCAUCAAAUGUUACAAAAUCAAAAAGAAUUUGAAGAAUAUCAUCAAAAGGUAAAUGAAGCAUUAGAUGAAUAUGAUAAAAAUACUAAUAAAUCAGAGAAAAUGCCAUGGUUUGAACGUGCAUUACAAUUGAUUGAAGAGGAAGAAAACGCUAAACCUGGUGUUGUUCCAAAUCCAUUUUUGAAAAGGGUUGAAACUCGAUUAUUCAUUCCAAGGAAUUUACCACAGUUUCAAUUUUCAAUUGUAAAUAAGUUUACAAAUUUCUUUGGUUUAUCUUUAAUCAUUAGUAAACAUAUUACUGAUCUCUUAAAGUAUCGUGUUAAUUUCAUAAAAACUUUAACACCACUAUUACAUUCAUUCACUGAAAAAGAUGUUGAAAUCUCAAUAAAUUGUAGGGAAUGUUGUGAUAAAACUCAAAGGACUCAAAAUCUAGAAUCACCAGUUUGUCCUCAUUGUAUAGCUAUGGAUAAUUUAACUUUAUUUAGAGAGAAAUUAUUCUCUAAAGUAGGUAAUCAAAAUAAAUCAAGAGGUGGUGGUGGUGGCAGUGGUAAUACAUCAAUGAUGACUAUUGAUAACAAUGGUUUAACUGAUGAACAAAGAAAAGAUAUUGAUUCAAUUAGAUUAAAUAUUGGUGCUUCAGAAUCAGUUACAGAUUCAGAGGUUGAAAUAGUUUUAAAAUUAAUGAUACCACUUUUAAAACAAAUAGAUAUAGAUAUAGCAAAAGAGGGUGAAGAUUUCCUUAAACUUUUAAAAAUAAUGAAAUUGGAAUUAUCAAGUGCAAGUGAAUCUUGGGCAUCAAGUAAAAAUUAUUUAAAUAGUUUUGAUGAAGUAGAUAGUAGUACUACUCGUAUCACUUUAAAAUAUCAAGGUGAAAUCAUUCAACCAUAUCAACAACAAUUUAAAUUAAAUAAUUUAGUAGAGGUUGAUCAAUUCAUUCAACGUUUUGAAUUGGAAAAAAAGAAAUCAAUUGAACAAUUUAAAACUUCAAAUGGUCAAUUAUUAUAUUUAUAUAAUUUAAAGAAAUCAAAUCUUUCAACAAAAUCAAAUACAAAUACAAAUAAUAAUAAUAAUAAUUCAACAGUAACUGAUGAAAAAUCAAUUUGUGCAAUUUGUCAAGAAGUAUUUGGAAAAAAUGUUGUAAUGUUAUUAUGUGGCCAUUCUUUUUGUUAUGAUUGUGUAAUGUUUAUGAUUGAAAAAGUACCAAAUUGUAGAACUAUACAAUGUCCAAUUUGUAGAGCUCGUUCAAAUAUUGAAGAAAUCUCUUAUCUUUCAACUGAUAAAGAAAAUGGUGAAUUAGUUGAUAAUUCAAAUGUAAAAGGUUCUUAUGGUACUAAAAUUGAAUCUUUAGUUCAAAGUGUUAUUAAUAUUCAAAAGAAAUCAAUAAAAACUAUUCAACCAAAUAUAAUACCAACAACAACUUCUACAACAACAACAACAACUACAACAACAACAAACACAAAUACAAAUACAACAAAUUCAAAUAUAAAUAUUAAAAAAGAUGAAUCAAUUCAAAAAAUUAUUAUAUUUUCUCAAUGGGCAGAUGUACUUGAAAUUAUAUCAAGAGCAUUAAAAGAGAAUGAAAUUCAGUUUGCAAAAGCAGUACAUAGAGGAAGUUCAUUUGAAAUGGCAAUUAAUCAGUUUAGAAAAGAUCCAAAUGUAAAUGUAUUAUUGUUACCAUUAAUAAAAGGUGGUAAUGGUUUAAAUUUAAUUGAGGCCACUCAUGUAUUUUUAGUUGAACCAAUUUUAAAUCCAGCUCUAGAAAAACAAGCAAUAAAUAGAGUUCACAGAUUUGGUCAAAAUAAAGAAACCAAUAUUCAUAGAUUUAUCAUUAAAAAUACAAUAGAAGAAAAAGUAGUUCAAAUGAAUCAAUUAAAAGAACAAAAACGAAAAAACACCAAUGAAAAUACUAUCGAUCUUGAUAAUGAACAACUUCAGAAACAACAAUUAUUACUUAUGAGUGGUAAAAAAUCAAAAGAAAAUGAUAAUAUAUUAUCAAAAGAUGAUAUCGAAUUCUUAAUUUUAGAUUAA
Dictyostelium discoideum AX4 is the source of this 5619-nucleotide messenger RNA. Its product is annotated as SNF2-related domain-containing protein. The record is from RefSeq and is a predicted model, not a curated record. Gene Ontology annotation, molecular function: ATP binding; hydrolase activity; nucleotide binding. The coding region runs from base 1 to 5619 and encodes 1872 amino acids. Lineage: Eukaryota; Evosea; Eumycetozoa; Dictyosteliales; Dictyosteliaceae. The transcript is spliced from 2 exons.